AUGGCGGGACUUCUCCACUUAACUGUGGACGUCUCUGGCUUGACCAUUCCCCGCUGGAUCAGCAGCCACCUCGCAGCCAUGCUACAGCUACACGCGUUCGCAGAUGCCAGUCGCCGAGCAGUAGCAGCCGUUGUAACAAAACUAGCUUCGAUCAAGAGCUUGCAGCCGAGUACCUCACGACCCACGCAGAUGACGAUACCUCGAUUGGAACUACGGGCUGCACUAUUGGCUACCAGACUCCUCGCCACAGCUGCCAAGGAGUACAGUAUCAGCGAAGAGCACUGUCACGCUUGGAGUGACUCACAGAUAGUGCUUCAUUUGAUCCGUUCGUCCAAGCCCACCAACAACUCACUGGUGGACAACUAUGUAGCGCACAUUCAGGAGUUGCUACCCUCGCAUAUCUGA
Copidosoma floridanum is the source of this 405-nucleotide messenger RNA. RefSeq lists its product as uncharacterized. The record is from RefSeq and is a predicted model, not a curated record. Lineage: Eukaryota; Metazoa; Arthropoda; Insecta; Hymenoptera; Encyrtidae.